AUGGAUUUUUUCAAGAACUACGACUUUGUGGAGCACCGUAUUUUCAACUUUUCACAAUAUCCCGAUUACGUCGAGGAUCUGAGGCAGUAUCGUUGGAAACCAAUAAUUAUUGCGGAAACACUGGCUGAGUUCGGCGCAAUUUGGUACAUGGACAGCUCAAUAGUUUUCAAGAAAAACAAUCUGAGUCACGUUCACCAGUUAGUAAACUGUAGAAGGAAAGUAAUGAAACGGUAUAUUUCGAUAGUACAUAUUCGGUUAUUUGGCACCAUCCCACUUCCUACAACUACAUCGAAAGUGUAG
Cooperia oncophora is the source of this 300-nucleotide messenger RNA. NCBI's taxonomy places the organism in Eukaryota, Metazoa, Nematoda, Chromadorea, Rhabditida, Trichostrongylidae. The record is from the annotation of a GenBank genome assembly.